UUCCUCACCUUAAAAAAAAAAGAUUUUGAGAAAAAUAACUGAAUUUAAAAGACUGUAAAGAGACAAUGUAGGAAGACUACUCCUCAGACAUGAGGCAGUAGUAGUAUUAUUUCUAAAAUACGUACAGAAAAUCGCAUUCAGAAAGCCCCUAGAAAUUUAUGAAUGUCGUAACUGUUUGAUGUUAGAUGGCAAGCACUUGACUGCUACCCAGGAAAGAGCAUAUUUGAUAUAAUAAAGGCACAUAAUAUAAAAUCAGAAAUUCACCUGGAAUGAGGGAAUUAUAGAAUCUGUACUCUGUAUUUCAGAAUUCUGAUGUUCCUUGCCUUGGAAAGUCAAGUAUGUUGCUUGACUUAUUGUCUUACAAAAAAGUUGGUAAGGGACGCUUCUUUCAAGGGGACAGUCAGAUGAUGACUGUUGCUCCCAGGCACUCUGUUAUUAGCAGCAAUGAGCACUGUCAGCAGACAUGUCUCAGUUCUAGGAACUUGAGACUGAAACGAAGCUGCAGUUACAUUUCUGCAGCAGCAUCAUUUUAUUUAGUUUAGCCCGCUUGUGUUUACUGAGCAUCUCUUCCGUUCCAGGCAGAGCUCGAGAUGCUGAAGGGAACAGGGAGUGCUUGCUUUUGGGAUCCAUUGUAAAACUGGAAGAUGAAAAUACUAACAAAAGAUUUUUCAGCUACAACAGUUUUGCUCCAUGUUUUAUAAUUUGGUUUUGCCUUUUAUCUUUUUUCUUACUAUAAAUAGUACUUUUAAAGCGAGAGAUAUUCCAUAUAUCGGUGGGGAUGUUCAAGCUGGAUGAGCUAGGAGGCGUGUUCCGGUCAGCCUCCAGAAAUGUUUGCUAGUCCUAGCGUUAGUUCUGACUUCCCGUCUCUCCCAGUCUCAUGUAAGGAUAUUCUCCCUUCAGUUAACACAGUAGAUCAGUGCUCCUCAAACUACCCUGGGGAAAGGCUAGAGUCGUUUUUUUAUUGCCAAUCUGUGGAAUUUAAUGCAAAUUAAUUACAAGGAAAAAUUGGCUUGUAUUUUUCUUUUAUUUCAUCUAUAAUUAGUCACCAGACAUAAAAUUAUUAUGUCAAAUUGCUAGAAGAGUUUCCAAAAGCAUACUCAAUUUUGGUACUUAACUGGGGGCAGGGAUAACAUUUUAUACAUGCUGCGGCGUGUGACUCUGUUACGUGUUGCCACCUUUUAGCUUCUGUGUUUGUGCUGUUUAUCAGCGGGGUUUUCUGGUACAGGCUGAUGUGUGGUUAGGUAGCUUUUACAGUUAGGUAGUUUCUUUAAUGAUUAGUAUGUGUGUGUUUUAAAACAUAAUAAUACUGUGCCUCUUUUGUAAAAAUAGUAAACUCUUAAGGUUAUUAGCUAAAUUAAAAAACACUACCUUGGAUGUCCUACCUUUAUACCCUUGGGGUAGGCUUGCGAGUGUCCUAACGUGUUGAGUUUGUGGGGCUGCAGUUUUGAGAGUAUUGUGAGUGCUAAUUGUGUUGUGAACACUCAUAGGCUUCCAUCCUCCCUAGAAGCCGAGUUCUCGUUUUCUCGUAAGCCUUAUUUUUGUGAUGCCUCCUCACACUCAGCCUCAGUUCGGUCAGAACUGAGCGACGCAAGGGAAAGAUGCUCUUGUUGCCUUUCGAAGAGACAGACAAACACCUUCCUCUCCUUUCUGGGGCAGAGGAGGGGUGUUCCAGACUCCUAAGUCAUUUUCCUUAUGAAUAUUUUGCCCUCUCUUUUUCUGAGUAAGAAGUCUGUAUUUGAGCAUUUGAUCACUGCAUUUCGCAUUCACUGGAAGAAGAGAAUGUUCCAGGAGCUUGAAAAAUAGUCCUGCUGAGAGGCUCUUGUUUGGAGGCGGGAGUCGUGCCUGACCCUGUCCUGCAGCCUGCUGUCUGUUUUGGCAAGGAAUGAGUUAAGGGACUUCCUUAAAGCCUGGUGUGCUCAUUCACACCCUGCUGACUCCGAGGUGUGUUGCUACGCCCUGUUUCACUCCUGACGAACUACCCCUGGCCUGUUGAACUGGUGAAGGUGGUUUUAAUUUGUUGUGGUGCAGUCUGCCCCUGGUCUCCCUGGGGAGCCUGGAAUUGCCCUGCCAUAUGCAAAGUCUGGCGUCCAUUGAGGGUGCCUAUGUGGAAUAGGUUCUGUCCCGUAUUUUCCACCUAUUUUCAUUUUGUUACACUUUCUAGAGGACUGAGCAGACACAGGGCUUGUAUCUGGGUUUGGGGCCUUUUUAUGUGGGGAUCAGUUUAUUCUGUCGUCGGUUUCGGGAUCGAGUCACUGUGGAUUUUGCUUUUCUCAUGGACUGAGAUGGCAGACAGAGUGAAGAGGAAGCCUGCGAAGAGGUAUUACUCUUUUUCUGGUGCCUCUCGGAAGGAUUCGGUGAAGGCGCUGAGGUUUUCAAGGUCACUGAACCUCAAAAGAACCACUUCAGAAAUCAGCAAGAGGCAGCUGGUGGCAGUGUUUGAUGAGCAAGAUCCGCAUCAUGGAGGUGAUGGCACCAGUGCCAGCUCCACGGGCACCCAGAGUCCGGAGAUAUUUGGCAGUGAGCUUGGCACCAACAGUGUUUCCGCCUUUCAGCCUUAUCAAGCAGCAAGUGAGAUUGAGGUCACACCUUCAGUGCUCCGUGCGAAUAUGCCUCUCCACGUUCGACGAAGCAGUGACCCAGCUUUAGUUGGCCUCUCAACUUCUCUCAGUGAUAGUAAUUUUUCCUCUGAAGAGCCGUCACGGAAAAACCCCACACGCUGGUCGACAACAGCCGGCUUCCUCAAGCAAAACACUGCUGGUAGCCCUAAAGCCUGUGACAGGAAGAAAGAUGAAAACUACAGAAGCCUCCCACGGGAUACUAGUAACUGGUCUAACCAAUUUCAGAGAGACAAUGCUCGCUCAUCUCUGAGUGCCAGUCACCCAAUGGUGGACAAGUGGCUGGAGAAGCAAGAACAGGAUGAGGACGGGACAGAAGAAGACAAUAGCCGUGUUGAACCCGUCGGACAUGCUGACACUGGUUUGGAGAACAUACCCAACUUUUCUCUGGAUGAUAUGGUAAAGCUCGUACAAGUCUCCAACGAUGGAGGGCCUCUGGGAAUCCAUGUAGUGCCUUUCAGUGCUCGAGGCGGCAGAACCCUGGGGUUAUUAGUAAAACGAUUGGAGAAAGGUGGUAAAGCUGAACAAGAAAACCUUUUUCACGAGAAUGAUUGCAUUGUCAGGAUUAAUGAUGGUGACCUUCGAAAUAGAAGAUUUGAACAAGCACAGCAUAUGUUUCGCCAAGCCAUGCGUACACCCAUCAUUUGGUUCCAUGUGGUCCCUGCAGCAAAGAAAGAGCAGUAUGAACAACUCUCCCAAAGUGAGAACACUUACUCUUGCAGCCGCUUCAGCCCCGACAGCCAGUACGCCGACAACAGGAGUGUGAACAGCGCAGGGCUGCAGGCGCUGCAGAGAGCACCGCGCCCGGCCCGCCCGGCCCACCCGGCCGAUCAGGCAGACCCCCACCCCCGCCUGCUACCUCACAGCACGCACCCUCCCGGGAAACCGCCCUCAGCUCCGGCCCCAGCACCACAGACUGUAUUUAGUACCAGCGUCAGCAGUGGGUACAACACCAAAAAAAUAGGCAAGAGGCUUACUAUCCAGCUUAAGAAAGGUACAGAAGGCUUGGGAUUCAGCAUCACUUCCCGAGAUGUAACGAUAGGUGGCUCAGCUCCAAUUUAUGUGAAAAACAUCCUCCCAAGAGGGGCUGCCAUACAAGAUGGCAGACUCAAGGCAGGAGAUAGACUUAUAGAGGUAAAUGGAGUAGAUAUCGCAGGCCAAUCCCAAGAGGAGGUUGUUUCCCUGUUGAGAAGCACCAAAAUGGAAGGAACUGUGAGCCUUCUGGUCUUUCGCCAAGAAGACGCCUUCCACCCAAGGGAACUGAAUGCAGAGCCAAGCCAGAUGCAGAUUCCAAAAGAAACGAAAGCAGAAGACGAGGAUAUUGUUCUCACGCCUGAUGGCACCAGGGAAUUUCUGACGUUUGAAGUUCCACUUAAUGAUUCAGGAUCAGCCGGUCUUGGUGUCAGUGUCAAAGGUAACCGGUCAAAAGAGAACCACGCAGAUUUGGGAAUCUUUGUCAAGUCCAUUAUUAAUGGAGGAGCAGCAUCUAAAGAUGGAAGGCUUCGGGUGAAUGAUCAACUGAUAGCAGUGAAUGGCGAAUCCCUGUUGGGCAAGACGAACCAAGACGCCAUGGAAACCCUCAGAAGGUCCAUGUCCACCGAAGGGAACAAGCGAGGAAUGAUCCAGCUCAUUGUCGCAAGGCGAAUAAGCAAGUGCAAUGAGCUAAAGUCACCUGGGAGCCCCUCUGGACCUGAGCUGCCCAUUGAAACGGUGUUGGACGAUAGAGAACGAAGAAUUUCCCAUUCCCUCUACAGUGGCAUUGAGGGGCUUGAUGAAUCACCCACCAGAAAUGCCGCACUCAGUAGGAUAAUGGGUGAGUCAGGUAAAUACCAGCUGUCCCCCACAGUGAAUAUGCCCCAAGAUGACACUGUCAUCAUAGAAGAUGACAGGUUGCCAGUGCUUCCUCCACAUCUCUCUGACCAGUCAUCUUCCAGCUCCCAUGACGACGUGGGGUUCGUGACGACAGAGACUGGCACGUGGGCUAAGGCUGUGGUCACUGAUUCUGCGGACUGCUCUUUGAGUCCAGAUGUUGAUCCUGUCCUUGCUUUUCAACGAGAAGGAUUUGGACGCCAGAGUAUGUCAGAAAAACGCACAAAGCAAUUUUCAGAUGCCAGUCAAUUGGAUUUCGUUAAAACGCGAAAAUCAAAAAGCAUGGAUUUAGGUAUAGCUGACGAGACUAAACUCAAUACAGUGGAUGACCAGAAAGCAGGUUCCCCCAGCAGAGAUGUGGGACCCUCCCUGGGUCUGAAGAAGUCAAGCUCCUUAGAGAGUCUGCAGACAGCAGUCGCUGAGGUGACUUUGAAUGGGGAUAUCCCUUUCCAUCGCCCCCGGCCACGGAUAAUCAGGGGCAGGGGAUGCAAUGAAAGCUUCAGAGCUGCCAUUGACAAGUCUUACGAUAAACCUUCGGUAGACGACGAUGAUGAAGGCAUGGAGACGUUGGAAGAAGACACAGAAGAAAGUUCAAGAUCAGGGAGAGAGUCUGUAUCCACAGCGAGUGACCAGCCUUCGCACUCUCUGGAGAGACAAAUGAAUGGAAACCAAGAGAAAGGUGAUAAGACUGAGAGGAGAAAGGAUAAAACUGGAAAAGAGAAGAAGAAAGAGAGAGAGAAGGAGAAGGAGAAAAUGAAAGCCAAGAAGGGAAUGCUCAAGGGUUUGGGAGACAUGUUCAGGUUUGGCAAACAUCGAAAAGAUGACAAGAUUGAGAAAACGGGUAAAAUAAAAAUACAGGACUCCCUCACGUCAGAAGAGGAGAGAAUACGAAUGAAGCAGGAGCAGGAGAGGAUUCAAGCCAAAACUCGAGAAUUUAGAGAGCGACAAGCUCGAGAGCGUGACUAUGCUGAAAUCCAAGAUUUUCAUCGAACAUUUGGCUGUGAUGAUGAGCUGGUGUACGGGGGAAUUUCUUCCUAUGAAGGUUCCAUGGCUCUCAGCGCCAGACCGCAGAGCCCAAGAGAAGGACAUAUGAUGGAUGCCUUGUAUGCCCAAGUGAAGAAGCCGCGGAAUUCCAAACCUUCACCUGCAGACGGCAACAGAUCAACUCCUAGCAACCAUGAUCGGAUACAGCGUCUACGGCAAGAAUUUCAGCAAGCAAAGCAGGAUGAAGACGUAGAAGAUCGCAGACGCACCUAUAGCUUUGAACAACCCUGGCCCAGCUCCAGGCCGGCGGCGCAGAGCGGCAGGCACUCGGUGUCCGUGGAGGUCCAGAUGCAGCGCCAGCGGCAGGAGGAGCGCGAGAGCUUCCAGCAGGCCCAGCGCCAGUACAGCUCUCUGCCCCGACAAAGCAGGAAGAACGCCAGCUCUGUCUCCCAGGAUUCUUGGGAGCAGAGCUACUCCCCGGGAGAAGGCUUCCAGAGCGCCAAGGAGAACCCCCGGUACUCCAGCUACCAGGGCUCCAGAAACGGCUACCUGGGCGGGCAUGGCUUCAAUGCCAGGGUGAUGCUGGAGACCCAGGAGCUCCUUCGCCAGGAGCAGAGGCGGAAAGAGCAACAGAUGAAGAAGCAGCCCCCUCCCCCCGAGGGGCUCACCAACUAUGACUCAUAUAAGAAAGUCCAGGACCCCAAUUACGCCCCUGCCAAGGGGCCCUUCCGGCAGGAUGUGCCCCCCUCCCCUUCUCAGGUCGCCAGGCUGAACAGACUCCAGACCCCUGAGAAAGGCAGGCCUUUCUACUCCUGAGCAGGAGAGGAGUGGAUGCUUCAUGUCAGGCAAUAAAGGACAUUUUCCUAUGAAGACUUGUAUUUGGGGAGUUUUUUUAAAACCUCGAUGGUACUAUGGAAUAUUUCUGAUGUUGGUAUCAGUGCCUUUAAGCAGUAUGGGCAAAGAAAUGGAAGGCCUUAAUGUCUUUGCUGCCAUGUCUCAAGUGUCUAUUUCGUGGAAGGAUUUCCCAACAUCUGACAAUCAUCUUUUUGAGGCAUUCAUAUGCUCUGCAUCUCUCUGGAGUACCAGGAAUCUUGGCCCAACUCAUGAGAUGUCGUGGCUUUGUGUUUCAGCCCCUACAACUGUGGUGACAAAUUACCUUGAAGUUGAGGGGGACGUUGAUCCCUCUUUUUUCUCUUUAAGUUUCCUUAGAUGUGAGGCGACGUCUCCGUCUCUGGUGGAUGAAAGUGGUGAGGUACACCAGAAACGGAGGCUUUACGGUACUUCACAGCGCAGUCGUUAGAGUACUUUAUAAUCAUAUGGUUUCCCUUUUCCAUCUCGGCUCAUUGUAACAGGAAACUUCUUUCAUCCUAUUAGAGAAGCUAAGCCAUAUUCCAACACUGUCUGCUUAUCAUGGGGGUCCUUUUGUAACUGCCUUAUACCUCAGCAUUACCAGGAAAUUGAUCGUUCCAGUCUGUGUUCAUACCUAUGCUUGUUUAGUCAUGUUCUUAACAUGUGUCUUGAGUCACCACAGCUCUGUGUAGGGAACGUGGGAGAUGAGAGUGACCCUGGAGGGGGAGGGACUGGGCCUGCCUGCAGCCCAGUGUGUAUCGUGAUGUGGGAGGUGGUAGCUACGAAAGGAAUUCUCCCAGGAUGAGCUUCUGGCCCAGUACAUCCCAGUAAUUAUUUUAAUUAGUUUUUGUUUGACAGGUUGGCAGGAAGGGCACAGAUAAAUCAGACAGUCGUUUGGGGAUUCUAAAAACUCAUCUGCUUUCUACAGUUUUUAAAGUUGGUUCGAACAGACAUCCACGUGUUGUCCCUCUGCCUGGUGAUGCCAUCCAUGCUACUGAAUAAUUCUGUCAUGAAAUAGAAAAGACAAAUAAGGGAAAAGCCAUUACACAUCGAACAGAGAACAACUUCGUGUCCCAAAACGGUGUAACAAGAUUGCUCUCAUGUCAAUAUUUUAAUGUACGUGUGGGUCACAAGAACCUCGGUUGCUCCCGGGUUUCCAUCUGUUGGUCUGAACAUCAUGUAUCGUAAACCAUGGCUGCAUUGCUAAAGUGCCUGCAAAUCCUGACGUGAAAAAAGCUUGAGAUGAAAGCUCAGCAUACCAUGUAUUAACAAAAAAGAAAAGAAAAAAAAAGACAUGUACUGAUAUGCCUAUUUUUUUUUACUGGCACAUUGUAUUUUCGUGUCCACUUGUUUCUAGGAAAUAUGUGAAGUGUCCAUACACAUACCUGUGUCUCUUUUGCAUUUCUGUGUAACAGUUCUAUUUGUUCAUAAUAUGAGGUGAUGUUUAAAUGGUGUUGCCAAUGUAAGUACGGUGACCCUGGAUGACAGUGGCUGUUCCCCACAGCCUUCCCUGAGCUGUGAGAAACAGCUUUCCCUGUAUAUAUGAGACUUCUAAUAAAAGGCAUAUUUCUUCCUGUUU
Equus caballus (horse) is the source of this 7896-nucleotide messenger RNA. RefSeq names its product par-3 family cell polarity regulator (gene PARD3). The record is from RefSeq and is a predicted model, not a curated record. Gene Ontology annotation, biological process: establishment of centrosome localization; cell adhesion; intracellular protein localization. Gene Ontology annotation, molecular function: phosphatidylinositol binding; protein binding. Gene Ontology annotation, cellular component: cell cortex; adherens junction; apical plasma membrane. NCBI's taxonomy places the organism in Eukaryota, Metazoa, Chordata, Mammalia, Perissodactyla, Equidae.